CAGGCUCAGUUGCCGUGCGACUGUCGAGAGACGCACUGGCGGUGCCGACGAACUCGCGACAGUUUCCCAGUUUCGGCCUCGCGUCAACCUGGUAUACGGGACUUUCUCUAGUUUUCCGUAAAAGCGGGCUCGUAAAAGGAAACUAGAUCGUUUGUUGUUGCCGCCGGGACGGUGACCCGCAGUGAAAAAGAAAAAAAAAGAGAGAGAAAAAGAAAUAGUUUUGUUCGACGGAACCAUCUUCGGUUCGAAGGGACGAAGAGGAAGAGGAGAAGGAGGAGGAGGAGGAGCAGGAGGAGGCGGUGACGGAGGAGGAGGAAGAGGACGAAGAGAAUCCCGAUUUAAAUCUCCGACCGCAGAAAGCCAUUAAUACCGUCAGGUGCACGCGGCUCACGCAUACGUACCACGGCGUAUCGCACAACACACACGGAUACACAUCCACCGCCCCGUGCGGGAAUGGAGUCUCAUCCCCGUUCGCGCAGUUGAGCGAUGAUCGCGCGCGAAUCGGCCGCGAGGAGCGCGUCGCCGUGUCUUUCGCCUGAUGCAUCGUCGGGCCGCGGAGUCAACGCUGGCGUAAGACCGCCGCCGGUCGUACCGUCACCAGCGUGUUGUACCCGCUCGCGGACGACGGACAGUUCCGGACGGUAGCGACCGACGACGACCUCCGGAGAAAAGAGUGGAGAGGAGUGGAAAGGAGAGGAGAGAAUCUCGGAGAGGAACUCGGUGUGUGCGUGAGUGAAGAAACGAUGCGGCGUGCGCCUUUACCGUCGCCGUCGCCGUCGCCGUCGCCGUCGCCGGUGCGACAUUCCUGCAGUGAAUUCGCCCGUGAUUAUUCGGAUGUGCGUGCGUGUGGUAUCGUGAGCCUGUGAGAAGCAGGUGGAGGUGGAGGAGGCUGCGUGAUAAAGGAAAAAAAAAAAUAUAUCUAUAUGUACACGUGAUACAUUAUUGACAAGUGCGUUUGUUCCUCGCCGCAUCGCUCCGCUUUUUCGGUCGACGUGUGUUUCUGCGUGCUGCCAACGAACGGCGAGUGUGCGAGAGGAAAAACAGUGUGAAAUUACUAUCCCGCGCGUGUGAAGUUACUCCGUGAAAACUCCGCCUCUCGCUCCGGCAGGUAGCCAUGGAUAGAAAGCCGAGAAUCAUCAGCCACCGCACGCGGAUCGCGAUAAUGAACCUAUUGCUGCUCUGCACCGCACCUGUCAGAGCGCGUUUCGACGAAACGCAGAUGGAUACGCACGAGGGCUCGACAGUGCAGUUGCAGUGCCGAUUUCCGCCGCCGCGGGAAAACGUUACGUGCUUCUGGCUAACUCAUACGAACAACAAUCUCGAUAACGCGGCGAUCGAGAACCGCUCGCUGUCGCCGAACUACAAGGUGUUUAUGGACCUGCAGCAAGGCCGUUACGAUCUACAGAUCAAGAACGUGUCCUAUGAACGCGACAACGGCAAGUACGAGUGCAGAGUGAAGGUCAGUAGCACCGGCAUCGAUCUUCACAGAAAGUACAUUACCCUGACGGUGCUGAGGGCGCCGGGCCCGCCGACGAUAUCACCGACCUCCGCACCGGCCACGGAGGGCCAGAGGCUGGAGCUUCAGUGCAACACCUACGGCGGCAGUCCCGAGCCGGAAGUAAGGUGGUAUCGCGGCAAUAGCUCUACGCUCCUGCACACCGGCAGGACUCUGAUAGUCGAACCCACGCGGGAGGAUGACCGGGCGAGCUUCCGAUGCGUCGUGAGAAACCGAGCGAUGCGCGAAGGCGAAACCCUGGACGCUUCGGUGACGCUCGACGUCAACUACUUCCCACGCGUGUCCGUCGGUCCAGAGAACCCGCUCAAGGUCGAGGUGAACGGCACCGCGACCCUCAAAUGCCACGUAGAUUCGAAGCCGAGAGUCGGCAUGGUACGCUGGUGGCGGGACGGAAGCUUCAUCGCCACGAACUUCGAGCAUGUGAUACCCAAGGUGACGCUGCAGGACGUCGGCAGGUAUACUUGCCAGGCGGACAAUGGGCUCGGCAGGCGUACCGAGGCCUCUCUCGUUCUGGACGUGCUCUAUCCCCCCACAGUGUCCAUCGAGGGUGACACCGUUAGAGUGGCCGAUGUGGAGGACAGUGUGACCGUCCACUGCAACGUGUCCGCUAAUCCAACCCCGUCCGUGAUCGAAUGGCUGCGAGAUGGUCGACCGGAGUUUAGACAGCCAGGUUCGAUCCUACGACUGACCCGUGUUACCGCGGAACACGCCGGCAACUACACGUGUCGCGCGGUGAAUACUAUUUAUCCCAGUGGCGGUGAACGCAGGAAUCAUUCGGCCUUCGCUACCGUGACGAUCCGAGUGCGACACAAGCCCGGCCCGGCCAGAGUGACUCCGGACUCGCCGGUCGCCGUCGAGGGUUCGCGAGUGAUACUAACGUGCAUGGCCAGUCCGGCCGGCUAUCCCGAGCCGCAAUACAAAUGGUGGAAGGAGGGCGACGGUGGCUUGAUCCUGAUGCCGGCACCAUCCGGUCCGAAGUACGAGAUCGACUCGGUGCAUCUCGGUAGCGAGGGCACCUACAAGUGCCACGCGAUAAACGAAAUCGGCAUCGGUGACGCCGCGUCCGUAAACCUCACUGUUCACCAACCGCCGAAAAUUCUCACCAAGCUGCAGCCUCAUGUCACGAAGCCUCAUGUCACGAGGAAAGUCGGCGAGUCGUCGUUUCAAGUAUCCUGCGUAGCGCAGGGCAAACCGCGGCCUAGCGUGCGCUGGCUGAAGGACGAUCAAGAAUUAACGGCCGACGAGAGGCUCUACAAAGUAAUUACGACGGCGUCGGAGGGCCAUGGUAGCGUAAUAACCGUAAAUUCCACGCUGAGUUUUCUGGGUCACGCUCGUCCGCAGACCGACGAAAUCGUGGCGGGCGAUCGCGGCAAGUACACCUGCGUCUUCGUGAAUGAGGUGAAGAAAGUCGAGUCCACGAUGAUGCUCAAGGUAGAGCACGAGCCCAUAGUUCUCCAUCAGCACGGCAAAGUGGCUUACAAUCUCCGAGAGACCGCCGAGGUGGCCUGCAAGGUUCAAGCAUGGCCAAAACCCGAAUUUCAAUGGAGCUUUGGUACUAACGCCGCGACUCUUCAGGGCUCUUCCAGUGACGGUCAUUACGAAAUCACCACCACGAGCGACAACUACGACGCGUACACGUCCGUCCUGAGAAUGAGCAACAUCCGCGAAUCCGAUUACGGUGAUUAUACUUGUCGUGCCGCUAACGCUCAAGGUAGCGUUAUGUCCACCAUCAGGUUGCAGCCUAAGGGAGCACCAGAGAGACCAACCAACAUCACCGCCAUGGAAAUCGGGCCCACAUACGUCACUCUUUUGUGGCAGUUGGGUUUCGACGGUGGCCUACCCAUCACAAAGUACUUUGUUUCGUACAGAAGAGUGGCCGGUGGAGACGAGAUAGUCGCGCCAGACUGCGCGCCUCCUCGAGGACCAGCCGGUCAAUGGCUCGAACUCGAUUGUCGGCGAUCGAACCCGUGUAACGUGAGCAAUCUGGAGCAACAUCAGACCUACACUUUCAAGGUGAAGGUCUACAACACCAAGAACCAUUCCGACUAUUCUGAUGAAGUGACCGCCACCACGGCGGUGGCCAAGAUACCCACGCCGCUUAGGGUCAGUUUCGAUCCGGAAAGUAGCACGCUCGCUAUUAACGUGGGUGCCACGUGCUUGGCAUUGGUGGCAUCUAUCGAGAAGUACGACGGAGGUUCGGAUAGUUCAUGGCGAAUUGUCGAUGAGUGGACCCUCGAAGUUCUUGGAAGUGCACCUACUCAAAGAGAGGGAAUAUUGGACGAUCCCGAAGCGGCCGAUUCGGAACCCCGACUGAGAGUUAGGUUGUGCCUCAAAGCUGACCGACAGAAAUGUGGCGAGUACGCGGAAGCCGAAAUUGGACCCUCUUACAUCGCACAAGCCGGUUCUCUCGGAACGCCGACUUUAAUCGCUCUGAUAGUGAGCGGAGCAGUUUUUCUACUCUUCGCGGCCUUACUGCUACUGUUUUGUCGAUGUCGACGGAAACACGCGACGAAGGCGAAAGAUUACGAAAUGGACUCGAACGCCGUCCGGCCGAGCCUUGUGGCAGGUAACGGCCAACAAACUCAACCACCGCCACCGUAUUAUGCCGAGAACAAAGCGUUGGAGCACAGCCUGGAUCACGCCUUGGCUUUGGAAGAUUCAAAGACGCCCGCUUAUUCGCAAUCUGGAUACGGCUAUCAUCAACCUAAUCACAAUAUCAAUGGCGUGAACAUGGGCUACAUGGACAACAGUUACUCGAAUUCCAACAACGGCGGUUCCGUCAAUUCGCAGGACUCGAUAUGGCAGAUGAAAUCCGCCGCGGCAAACGGUGUUAACCAGCCGUACGACCUUGCUGGAUACGGUACCACGGAGUCCGAUUACCCCACGCACCCUCAUUAUCUUCCGCAGCGAGAGGAUUACAGGGAAAGUCAUAAUCUGAGCAGGCAGCAGUUCUGCACGGAGCCUUUCGCCACCGUCGUCAAGUCUCAGAAACACGUCGAUUCGCCUUACGACGUGUCGGGUUUGCCGUACCAGGAGAAUUACGACGAGGACACGAAGCCGCCGCAACAGCCCAGUCUCUCGUACGACGAGAGCCUCGAGUCCGGCUACUCCACGCCGAACAGGCGUAGGAUCAUCCGGGAAAUAAUCGUUUGAGACCUGCCUACCGGCUCACGAGCCGGAAACACGCGUACCACCUGGCUAUAGCAGCAGGCCCCCUCCGUUUGCCAUACGG
This is a messenger RNA of Solenopsis invicta (red fire ant), 4748 nucleotides long. It is a transcript of the gene ed, whose product is annotated as hemicentin-2. Gene Ontology annotation, molecular function: cell adhesion molecule binding. Gene Ontology annotation, cellular component: cell-cell junction. Gene Ontology annotation, biological process: cell-cell adhesion. NCBI's taxonomy places the organism in Eukaryota, Metazoa, Arthropoda, Insecta, Hymenoptera, Formicidae. The coding region runs from base 1115 to 4669 and encodes 1184 amino acids. The transcript has 7 exons. The record is from RefSeq and is a predicted model, not a curated record.